Molecule: messenger RNA, 1268 nt
Organism: Triticum dicoccoides
Lineage: Eukaryota; Viridiplantae; Streptophyta; Magnoliopsida; Poales; Poaceae
Product: DNA replication complex GINS protein PSF1-like
Exons: 7
Coding region: 292-885 (197 amino acids)
Biological process (GO): DNA strand elongation involved in mitotic DNA replication; DNA replication
Cellular component (GO): GINS complex
Source: RefSeq, a predicted model, not a curated record
CCAAGAAAGUGACCAAACAAACCACGCUCCUCUAAUCCUCACCCCCUCCCCUCCCGCCUCCCAAACCGAGUCCACCAAAAAUUUCCCGCGCGGCCACGCCAAAUUCCCCUUCUCCCCCACCGCUCGCGCCUCCCGCCCGGCCGAGACCCCAACACAACGCCCGCCGCGCGCGAUCUGCCUUCCCUACCGGCCCCAGGAUCCAGCCGUGGCAGAUCCGGCCCUGUCCCGCGGCGCCAUUCCGUCGAACACUUCGCGCGCGGUGGCAGGAGGGCCUGGGGGAGGAGGGGCAGGAUGUACGCGAGGCGCGCGUCGCAGCUGCUGAAGGAGCUCGACGCCUGCGAGCCCGGCCAGCUCGUGGUUUUCAACAGCGACGUAUUUGAUCAGGUCAUUAGAGAGUGCGGUGAGCACAAUGCACAGUUUCAGGCAUUGAUCAGAAAAAUGGUGGAGCAAAACUUAGACAUUGAAACAACAAGAAACGAAGACCACUAUGGUGCAGCUAUCCACCAUCUCUCGCUGCUCCGCAACAAAAGAUGCCUCAUGGCUUACAUGUACAACCGAGCAGAAACUAUUCGGAGUUUUAGAUGGAAAAUUGGUCCUGUGCUUCCUCAUGAAAUACAAGAAAAGCUCAAUUUCUCGGAGAAAGAGUACUUCAGAAGCCACUCUUCAGCCAUUAAGUCUUAUAUCUCAGAGAUGGAUAUAGAUUUAACAGUGGACAUGGUACCCCCCAAGGAUCCUUAUAUCCAGGUUCGAGUGCUGGAGGACAUUGGUGAAGUAUCUCUUGGUGACCAUUCCGUGUCAUUGACAAAAAAUUCACUCCAUUUCCUUAGGCGCACAGAUGCAGAACAGUUUAUAUCACAGGGUCUCAUGGAAGAAUUUCUGGAGUAGGGAUCACAUAUGAUGUAAAAUAGAUUUUAAGUACCAUCCACAACAUUUUCUUCGCUGCUGCUGUCUGGUGGAAUAUGCACUCUUGAGGUUCUGAUUGAGACUUAUUGAAAAAGGAAAGCACAUAUGCUAUCUUCAGAGGCACGAGGCAACACAAGGCACUGUGAACUGUGGACCUCCAGCCUAGUUGUUAGUGAUGACUUGUAGUCUUUAGAUGAAUGGCUUAAUCUUGUUGUAUUAUGUUGUGACAGAAUUUAAAACUUCCUAAAAUUGUAUAAGCAAUUUUCCUGUAAGUCAUGCAGUAGAAAGAUGACAAGUUCUGUUUUACUGAAAAUGACAACUUGACCUCAACCUGAAACUCUUAAUGUUUUCUGAGUUCUGGCAAA